GAGCGCGCGAAAAUCCGCGGGAACCGCGCGUCCCGUCGCUUCCGCCGCCGCCACCUUGGUCGCCGCCCGCCCGGCUCCCGCCAUGGCGCAGCGCCGCCUCACCGACUUCUUCGCGCGCCGCCGCCCGGGGCCCGGAGCGCCGCUGCGGGCCAAGGCGGCCUGCCGCACCCCGAGUCCCGCCAAGCUCGCCAGGCUGUCGCCGCCGACCGGCCCUCCGGUCCCAGGCAGCGGCCGCAAGCGCGCGCGCCGGUCCCCCGAGUCCAGCGAGGAGUCGGCGCCGCCCGCGCGCAGGAGGCUGCGGCUGCUGGCCCCGGUUCCCGGCACCGGCUCCCUGGACAGCCCCCCGGCGGUGGCCCAGGACUUGCAGGAGGCCUGUCCCCAGCCCCCCAGGGCGGCCCCCGCAGCCAAGCCCGCCAAGGCCAAGUACAGCGCGUCGGAGCUCCGGUCUUGCCUGCGGCGGGCGCGGGCGCUGGGGGCAAGGGCGCGCGCGCUGCAGGCCAGUGCCCCGGAGGCCGCUGCCGAGCCCAGCGCGCCCAAGGCCCAGGAUGGGGACGAGCCGCCCAGCGGCUCGCAGGCGCCGGCCUACCAGCGCUUCCAUGCCCUGGCCCAGCCGGGCGCCCCGGGCCUGGUGCUGCCCUACAAGUACCAAGUGCUGGCCGAGAUGUUCCGCAGCAUGGACACCAUAGUGGCCAUGCUGCACAACCGCUCCGAGACCGCCACCUUCGCCAAGGUCCAGCGGGGCGUCCAGGACAUGAUGCACAAGCGCUUCGAGGAGCGCAACGUGGGCCAGAUCAGGACCGUGUAUCCCGAGGGCUACCGCUUCCGCCAGGAGCAGAACGUGCCCACCUUCAGGGACGGGGUCAGCAGGUCGCAAUACCAGCUCACUGUGGAGCCGCUGCUGGGCCAGGGAGCCAACAGUACAGCACCCCCGUUCACGGCCACCUGCCUGCUGCAGCGGCGACAGAUCUUCGGCCAGAACCUGCUGCGGCGCGUCCAGGAGCACCACCAGGCCUUCCUGGCCACCCUGAACCCCCCGAUGGCAGUGCCCGAGGAGAUGCUGAGACGCUGGCACCCACGCUUCAAUGUGGAUGAGGUACCCGACAUCGAGCCAGCUGAGCUGCCCCAGCCACCCGCUGCCCAGAGGCCCAGCACUGCCCAGGAGGUGCUGGCCCGUGCCCGCAGCUUCAUGUCACCCAGGAUGGACAAGGCCCUGCGUGACCUUGCUCUGCGCUCAGCUGAACCCAGCGGCCCCGAGCCUCCCAUCUCGGCUCUGCCGGCCACCCCACCAGCCACGCCGCCUCCAGUCUCUCCCAGUGCCCUGAAAGGUGUGUCCCAGUCACUGCUGGAGCGGGUGCGUGCCAAGGAGCUGCAGAAGCGCCUGGCACAGAUGACGCGGUGCCCAGAGCAGGAGCAGCGGCUGCAGCGGCUGCAGCGGCUACCUGAGCUGGCCCGUGUGCUGCGCGCUGUGUUCGUGGCCGAGCGUAAGCCAGCGCUCUCCAUGCAGGUGGCCUGUGAUCGGCUGCAGGACAGCUGUGGCAGCACGAGUCCCGGGGAGAUGGAGCAGUGUGUGCUGCUGCUAUCUGAGCUGCUGCCCGACUGGCUGAGCCUGCACCGCGUCCGCACUGACACCUACAUCAAGCUGGACAAGGCUGCUGACCUGGCUGGCAUCUUUGCCCGGCUGGCCCGCCAGGCCCGCGUGGAGGGGCUGUGAACUGCAGCCCCAGGUCUCCCUGUGUUGGGCCCUUUGCUGUCCCACCCGUGUCUGGACCAGGCCUGUGGACUGCCUGGCCAUUGGACACUGCACAGACUGGAGGUGGUGGCAGCUGUGCUGGCAGGGACUGCCGCAUGU
Ochotona princeps (American pika) is the source of this 1849-nucleotide messenger RNA. RefSeq names its product chromatin licensing and DNA replication factor 1 (gene CDT1). The transcript has 9 exons. Gene Ontology annotation, molecular function: DNA polymerase binding; DNA binding. The coding region runs from base 83 to 1711 and encodes 542 amino acids. Lineage: Eukaryota; Metazoa; Chordata; Mammalia; Lagomorpha; Ochotonidae. The record is from RefSeq and is a predicted model, not a curated record. Gene Ontology annotation, biological process: regulation of DNA-templated DNA replication initiation; DNA replication preinitiation complex assembly; mitotic cell cycle. Gene Ontology annotation, cellular component: nucleus.